AGCAAGUUGUUUUAUGUCACGUCUCACUUAAAGGUCACAAGUUAAAGCCAACAAAAUUAUUUAUGCUCAUUUGUCAAACAUUGAAUUGUAAUGCAAUUUCCCUGUGCUUUCUACUUUCAUUUUCCUAGAAAUUAUACUAGAUGUAUAUGUGUGAUGUUAGGUACCACAUGAGCAUCCAGGGCGAACAGGAACUUUUGGUAUAAUAAAUUUUCUUCUUAAACCAAAGUGUAGUGGAAAAAAAAUUCAUAGAGACCAAGUCAUUCAGUAACAUAACAUGGUGUCAUGCUCCUGGAGUACUAAAUACAUUCCUCUACCAGUGAUUGUAAGCUUAGUUGUGGCGGGGGACAAUGGCGAUUCAUCAGCGUCAUUAUCUGAAACAAGGGAAGCACAAAGAGAAGCUCUUCUUACCACUGGAUGGUGGACGGAUCAAAUUCCUUCAUCCAACACUUCAAAGUGGCAGCACUGUAACUGGAGAGGCAUUUACUGCAGCAAGGUAGGUGAAGUCCUUUCUAUAGAUCUUAGACUAAUAGAAUUGUAUACGUGGGGUGAGCUUGGAAAACUCAACUUCACUUCCUUCCCAAACCUCCAAACACUUGAUCUUAGUGGCUGUGACCUUAAUGGAAGCAUACCGUACCAGAUUGGUACACUGUUAAAACUAAACCAUCUCUCCCUCAGUGGCAACUAUCUCAAGGGUAAGUUACCAUCUUCUUUGGGUAACCUCACUCAACUACAAUUUUUAGAUGUAUCUGACAAUCAACUCAGUGGCUUCAUCCCCUUGGAACUAGGAAAUUUGAGUAACUUGGUUAGCUUAUACCUCCAGUCAAAUAUGUUUACAGGGUCCAUCCCAUGGGAACUAGGAAAUCUGAGUAAUUUGGUCUACUUAUAUCUUGGACAAAACCAACUCAGGGGGUCAGUUCCAUCUUCUUUGGGCUUCAUGAUUAAACUCAAUCAUUUGGACCUUAAUUUCAAUCAAUUGAAUGGAUCUUUACCUUUUCAGCAGGCUAACCUCACUCAGCUCACGAAACUGGAGGUGUCUAGUAAUGCACUAACUGGUUCCAUCCCUGUCAUGAGUUCUUGCAAUAACUUACGGUAUUUAGACCUCUCCAACAAUUCGCUCAGUGGACACAUCCCAGAAGAACUUGGAGAUUGCUCUUCCUUGGAGGUAGUGAGGUUGAAUAAUAAUAAUUUGACUGGAAGCAUACCUCAUAGACUUCGUUGUUUGUUACUUUUGACUCACCUAGACCUCAUCUCCAACAAUUUUUCGGGUGCAAUCCCACCUACCAAAAAUCCAUAUCAGAACCACAAUUGUGACAAUCAAGGUAAUAGUGAAUUGACUUCCCACAGGAAGAAGCCAGUCUUGCACGUUCUUUACAUAGUCCUUCCCAUUACCAUUGGCAUUUCAUUAUUGUUACUAGCCUUUGUGUUCUUUGUUCAGCACCACCCUACAGCAAUUCAAAACAAGAUACAUGUUAGUAAUGGUGAUACUGAUAUGUUUUCAGUAUGGAACUUUGAUGGAAAUGUUGCAUAUAAUGACAUUAUAAGAGCAACCAAUAAUUUUGACAGCAAAUACUGCAUAGGAACUGGCGGAUAUGGCAGUGUAUAUGAAGCCAGGCUGCCGAGUGGUAAAACUGUGGCGCUCAAGAAACUUCAUCACUGGGAAGCAGAGGAUCCAGCUUCUGACAGAAGUUUUAGAAAUGAGGUGCAUGUUUUGUCAAAUAUAAGGCACAAAAACAUAGUGAAACUCUAUGGUUUCUGCCUGCACAACCGAUGCAUGUUUCUUAUUUAUGAGUAUAUGAAGAACGGAAGUUUAUUCUGUGCCUUAAGAAACGAGGCUCAUGCUGUGGAAUUAGAUUGGAGUAAGAGGGUGAACAUUGUGAAAGGUACAGCACAUGCCUUAUCUUACAUGCACCACGACUGCACUCCACCUAUAGUUCACCGUGACAUAUCAAGUAAUAAUAUCCUUUUGAACUCUGAAAUGGAGGCAUUUGUUGCUGACUUUGGUGCAUCAAGGUUUCUAGACCCCAAUUCAUCAAAUCAGACGAUGGUUGCAGGCACUUGCGGUUAUAUUGCUCCAGAACUUGCAUGCACGAUGGUUGUGACUGAAAAAUGCGAUGUGUAUAGCUUUGGAGUGGUGGCACUAGAAAUUAUGAUGGGAAACCAUCCGGGAGACUUCAUCUCGUCAUUCACAACUUGCAAAUCCACUCAGAAUAGUAUGCUGAAUGAUAUACUGGACAGACGCCUCCCACGUCCAACAAGAGGGCAAGAAUUAGACAUUAUUCUUGUUUUAAAGCAAGCAUUUGCAUGUUUACAUUCGAAUCCCAAAUGUAGGCCAUCUAUGAUUAGUAUAUCUCAAGAGUUCUCACAAACUCCAAAGAUGUUGGCUGCAGACUCUAUUUAUACCACUUCAAUUAAACAACAAGACAUGGUUUCAUGCUCCUGGUUUGUUUACAUACAAGUACUGCUAAUUGUAUGCUUAGUUGUUGCAGAGGACUCCAGUAAUCCAUCAUCAGUAUCGUCUACAUCAACAAGUGAAACAGAAAGAGAAGCUCUUGUUACCUCAGGAUGGUGGGGGAAUCAAAUUUCUAUAUCAAAGACUUGCAAUUUAAAAGGCAUUAGUUGUAGUGCUGGGAGAGUCAUAUCUAUUGAUUUCAGAUCAACGGGUACUCAUAUAGCGGAUGGACUUGAAAAGCUGGAUUUUUCUGCUUUCCCGUACCUCCAGAGACUGGAUCUUUCUUAUUGUGGGCUUAAUGGUACCAUACCGUACCAGAUUGGAAUGCUUUCAGAGCUCAAUUAUCUCUCCCUGAACAACAACUAUCUCACUGGUAAGUUACCUUCUUCCCUGAGUAAUCUCGCUCAACUACAGGUGCUAGAUGUAUCUCACAAUGUUCUCAAAGGUUCCAUCCCCUCUGGAGUAGGUAGCUUCAAAAAUCUUGUUUAUCUAGACCUUGGAUACAAUGAAUUCACUGGACUCAUCCCCAAGGAACUAGGUAAUCUGAGCAAUUUACUAGAUUUAUACCUUCGGAAUAAUAAUCUCAAUGGUUAUAUUCCCUUAAAAUUAGGCAACCUGAGUAAUUUGGUGAAUCUAGACCUUGGGCAAAACACGCUCACAGGGACAAUCCCCUCAGCUUUGGGCUCCUUGCCUAAACUCAAACGAAUGGACCUUAGUUGCAAUCAAUUUAAUAACACUUCGCCUUUUCAACAGGCUAACCUCACUCAGCUGAGGUGGUUAGAUGUCUCUAACAAUUCUCUUGUUGGAUCCAUACCUGUUUUCAGGAAUUGCGACUCUCUAAGGUUUAUAGACUUUUCCAACAAUAAGUUGAGCGGGCACAUCCCAAAGGAGCUAAGAAAUUGCUAUGCAUUGGAGCAAGUGAUAUUGAGUCAUAACGAACUUACUGGCUCCAUCCCGAGGGAACUAGCAAAAUUGAGUAAUUUAGCCAUCUUAGACCUCAAGAGAAACCAACUCACUGGGGAUAUCGGAUCGACAGUAAGCUCAUUGACUAAACUUACCCAACUGGACUUCAGUUACAAUCAGAUAAAUGGUUCCAUGCCUGUUUUCAAGAAUUGCAAUGAGCUAUAUUACCUGGACCUAUCUCACAAUUUUUUGACAGGGCACAUCCCAAAAGAGAUUGAAUAUUGUCAUGCUUUGAGGCACGUGAGACUCGGUUAUAACAAUUUGAGCGGAGGCAUACCCACUCGCUUGUUAUAUAUGGACUUGGAUAUUUCUCAAACUAAUCUUUCUAGGACAAUCCGAUAUAUCUACAACGAUGGUCUACCACCACCGCCACUAGCUCUGUCUCCACCACCGGUGCAUCUGUCCCCAUCCCCACCUAAAUUUUCACAUAACAAUGGGCCUGAUACCAAUUUGAACUCUCGUCCAAAGAAGCAAGAUACUCAUGUCCUUUACAUAGUUCUUCCGCUUACCAUUGGCCUUUUGUUAUUGAUUCUGGCCUUGGUGUUCUUUUGUCGGGGUACACCUAAAAAAAUUGAAAACAUUGUGGAUGUGCAAAAUGGUGAUUUCUUUUCGGUGUGGAACUUUGAUGGAAAAGUUGCGUAUCAGGACAUUAUAAGAGCAACAGAUAAUUUUGACAUUGUAUUCUGCAUAGGAACUGGCGGGUAUGGUAGUGUAUAUAAAGUGAGGUUGCCAAACGGCCAAACUGUGGCACUAAAGAAACUUCAUCGCCUGGAAGCUGAGGAUCCGGAUUUUGAUAGAAGUUUUAGAAAUGAAGUGCAUGUCUUAUCAAAUAUAAGACACAAGAAUAUUGUCAAGCUCUAUGGUUUUUGCUUGCACAAUCGAUGCAUGUUUCUUGUUUAUGAAUAUAUGAACAAUGGAAGUUUAUUUUGUGCCCUCAGAUCUGAGGCCCACGCCUUGGAAUUAGACUGGACUAAGAGGGUGAACAUUGUGAAAGGAAUAGCACAUGCUUUAUGUUAUAUGCACCAUGACUGCACCCCACCUAUAGUUCAUCGAGACAUAUCAAGUAAUAACAUCUUAUUGAACUCUGAAGCGGAGGCCUUUGUAGCAGACUUUGGUGCAUCAAGAUUUUUAGACCCCGAUUUAUCAAAUCAAACCAUGGUUGCAGGCACUUACGGUUAUAUUGCUCCAGAGCUGGCAUACACGAUGGUUGUGACCGAAAAAUGCGAUGUGUAUAGCUUUGGAGUGGUGGCACUAGAAAUUGUGAUGGGAAGCCAUCCAGGAGACUUCAUCUCAUCACUCCCAAGUCUCAAAUCCACUCAAAAUGGGAUGUUGAAUAAUUUACUGGACACACGCCUUCCACGACCAACAAGACAACAAGAACUCGACAUUAUUCUUGUUUUCAAGCAAGCAUUGGCGUGUUUAUGCGUAAAUCCCAAAUUAAGGCCAUCUAUGAUUAGUUUAUCUCAGAAGUUCUUACAAACUCCGAAGACGUUGGCUGGAGAUUCAAUUUAUACAACUUCAAUCGAACAAAAGAUGGCCUCACACUCCCGGAUUAUUAACACACUUAUUCUGCUAAUUAUUUGCUUAGCUGAUGCGGAGGACACUCGUGAUUCAUCUUCAUCAUUGUCUGUAACAACAUCAGAAUCAGAGAGAAAAGCUCUACUCAGCACGGGAUGGUGGGGGAAUCAAAUUCCUUUAUAUAACUCUUCAAGGUGGCAGCAUUGUAAUUGGAGGGGCAUCCACUGCAGUAACGCUGGUAGAAUCCUUUCUAUAGAUCUCAACGGGAUUCUUAUAGGGGAUGACCUUGGAAAAAUUGAUUUUUCUUCCUUCCCCUACCUCCAAAGACUUGAUCUUUCCUGCUGUGGGCUCAACGGAAGCAUACCAUUCCAGAUUGGAAUGCUUUCAAAACUAAACUAUCUGUCCCUUUACGCCAACUAUCUCACUGGUAUGUUACCUUCUUCCCUGCUUAACCUUACUCAAUUAGAGGUGCUUGAUUUAUCUGACAACGAUAUCAGUGGUUCCAUACCCUCUGGAAUAAGCAGUUUAGAGAUUCUGUAUUCUGUAGACCUUGGGGCCAACCAACUCACAGGGACAAUCCCUUUCUCUUUAGGCUCCUUGACUAAACUCAAACACCUAAACCUUGAGUUUAAUCAAUUCAAUGGCUCCCUAGAUUUUUUUCAGCUGGCUAAUGUCACUCAUCUCAAGAAUCUUGAACAUCUGGACCUUGGACACAAUAAACUCACCGGGUUUGUGCCCCGGGAAUUUGGGAAUCUUAGCAAUUUGGUCUAUGUAAAUCUUCAGGAAAAUAAUCUCACUGGGAUCAUCCCCUCAGAACUAGGUAACCUGAGAAAUUUGGUCAGUUUAUACCUUGGGAAAAACAAACUCAGAGGGACAAUCCCAUCGGCUUUGGGCUCCUUGACCAAACUAAACCACCUAGACCUUGGUUCUAAUCGAUUUUAUGGCUUUCUAGACUUUCAUCUGGCUAACCUCACGUCCCUAGUGAAUCUUGUUUAUCUAGACAUUGGACAUAAUAAACUUAGUGGAUUUAUUCACCCGGGAUUCAAAAAUCUUAGCAAAUUGGUUUAUUUAAAUCUCCAGGAAAACAAAUUCACUGGUAUCAUUCCCUUGGAACUAGGAAACCUAGGUAAUUUGGUCAGUUUGCUUCUUGGCCAGAACAAACUCACAGGAACAAUCCCAUCAACUUUGGGCUCCUUGGCUAAACUCAACUACCUAGACCUUAGUUUUAACCAAUUGAAUGGCUCUUUAGUGUUUUUGCCAGGUGAAAUCUCUCAGCUUGUGAAACUCGAUGUAUCUCAUAAUUCUCUCACAGGCUUUCUACCUGUUUUCAGAAACUGCAAAACAUUACUAGAUCUAAAAUUCUCCAACAAUUUGUUCAGUGGACACAUCCCAGAAGAACUUGGUGAUUGCACAUCUUUGGAGUCGGUGAGUUUAAACAACAACAAUUUGACCGGAAGCAUACCCAAUAAAUUUAGUUGUUUUAAGAAAUUAAAUUACUUAAACCUCCUCCAAAACAAUCUUUCUGAACCAACCCCACCCAUUGAUUUCCCAUACGAGCAGCACAAAUGUUAUGAUAGUGAAGGGACUCCCCAGAAGAGAAAGUCAGUCUUUCCUGUCCUUUACAUAGUGCUUCCUCUUGCCAUUGGUGUUCCCUUAUUGAUUCUAGCCUUUGUGUUCUUUUGCCGUCAAACACCUCCAGUAAAUCAAAUCAAGACGUCUCCGGGAAAUGGUGAUAUGUGUUCAGUAUGGAACUUUGACGGAAUCAUUGCUUAUGAGGACGUUAUAAGAGCAACAAAUAACUUUGAUAUCAAGUACUGCAUUGGAACAGGUGGCUAUGGCAGUGUUUACGAAGCCAAAUUGCCAAGUGGUAACACUGUGGCGCUUAAGAAACUUCAUCGCUUGGAAGCCGAGGAGCCAGCUUUUGAUCAAAGUUUUAGGAAUGAGGUGAAGGUUUUGACAAAUGUAAGACACAAGAAUAUCGUGAAGCUCUAUGGUUUCUGCUUGCACAACCGAUGCAUGUUUCUUGUCUACGAGUACAUGGAUAAGGGUAGUUUAUUUUGUUCCCUGAGAGAUGAUGCCCACGCUGUGCAAUUAGAUUGGAAUAAGAGACUGAACAUAUUGAAAGGUAUAGCAGCUGCUCUGUCUUACUUGCACCACGACUGCAGUCCACCUAUAGUUCACCGAGAUGUAUCAAGUAAUAACAUACUAUUGAACUCCAAAAUGGAGUCGUUUCUCGCUGACUUUGGUGCAGCAAGGUUGCUAGAUCCUGAUUCAUCGAAUCAAACUAUGGUUGCAGGAACUCGCGGUUAUAUUGCUCCAGAGCUUGCUUACACAAUGGCUGUGACCGAAAAAUGUGAUGUGUAUAGCUUUGGAGUGGUGUCACUAGAAAUCAUGAUGGGAAGUCAUCCAGGAGACUUCCUGUCAUCAUUCACAACUCUGCAAUCAUACUCCCACAGAAUGUUAAAUGAUAUAUUGGACAAACGCCUCCCACUUCCAACAAAACCGCAAGAAAAUGACAUUAUUCAUGUCAUAAAACAAGCAUUCGCGUGCUUACACUUGAAUCCCAAAUUUCGGCCACCUAUGAAGGAUCUACUCAAGGAGUUUUCGCCAAAGAUACUAGAUGCAAAUUCUAAUCAUCCCACUUCAAAGAUAUUGGCUACAGAGCGUAUUGAUAUCCUGGAGUAACUGAAUUUACAACGACAAAUAGCAUUAUCUGAAGGGUCUGGUUGAGGACCUUAACUUGUGAAAUACUGUAGGCUGGAGCUGAAACAGAACAUAAUUUCAGGGCUGGCCCUGACUAGCAGCUGCUAGUCACCAUUAUGCUCAAGUGCUUUACCAACGCUGCUGGACUUCACUAGCACCCACGGGCCACGUGAAGUCCAAUUUGCUGAGCUGGUACGUGAUUGUGUUUAAUUAUACGAAGCAAACACUUCGUCAAUGUUGAAGUGAAUUCGUCAAUGUUGUAGUGAAUGCAGAUGCAUCUUUUACAUUUUCAUGAGUAAAAUUCAGCGUAUUAUGUUUGUUUGAUUACGGGCUUCUCUGGCCCAAACUUUUGCAUUCUCUGGGCCAGGGUGAAAUUUCAGCUUAACCAAUUUGGUGGGUUGCUACUUGCUAUUUAGAUAUAGUUGAGCAAGAAUCAUAAAUCUUUACUUGUACUUUUUAGUUGCAGUGGUACAAAUUUUAUACAUAACAUAACAUACAUAUACAAUUUUUUU
Messenger RNA from Daucus carota subsp. sativus, 8145 nucleotides. RefSeq lists its product as uncharacterized. The transcript has 6 exons. NCBI's taxonomy places the organism in Eukaryota, Viridiplantae, Streptophyta, Magnoliopsida, Apiales, Apiaceae. Bases 275 to 7615 code for a protein of 2446 amino acids. Gene Ontology annotation, molecular function: protein binding; ATP binding; protein kinase activity. Gene Ontology annotation, biological process: protein phosphorylation. The record is from RefSeq and is a predicted model, not a curated record.